Angiostrongylus costaricensis is the source of this 406-nucleotide messenger RNA. The record is from the annotation of a GenBank genome assembly. Lineage: Eukaryota; Metazoa; Nematoda; Chromadorea; Rhabditida; Metastrongylidae.
CGACUCGUCAACCACAUGCGACUAUAAUCAGCUGUUCUAAACUUCCUCAUUGGAAGUCACGAAAAAGCGGCUCUGAAGAAGGCGAUACUGCCGAAACGCUUUGUAUGCUCCAGUUCGUUACCGACAAAUCUCACCGUCAGUAUUCGCGAACACAGCUCUCCUUAUCGGAAUCGCUCUUGGUGUAUGCGAUUUGACUCUUGAAUUCAAGUUGACAACAUUUGUUGACGUUCCUAACUGUGGUGCUUUGGGAUGUUUUAUCAGUCUCAGUUUUCGUGCAUACUGGGCAACCUCUAACAUGGUACUUGUGGUAAUGGCGAAGUUGCAGUAUAUUCGAGUAUAUUCCAAAACACUACGAAGAUCCCAGAAAAAUGGAAGGGAUACGCUCGCAAAAGUGUGUUAUCCAUAG